This is a messenger RNA of Ctenopharyngodon idella (grass carp), 2020 nucleotides long. RefSeq names its product synapse differentiation-inducing gene protein 1-like. Gene Ontology annotation, cellular component: membrane. NCBI's taxonomy places the organism in Eukaryota, Metazoa, Chordata, Actinopteri, Cypriniformes, Xenocyprididae. The record is from RefSeq and is a predicted model, not a curated record. The transcript is spliced from 2 exons. Bases 135 to 629 code for a protein of 164 amino acids.
CUUCACAUGACCAUAGAGAGCCAAAGUCCGUGACCGAACAAACUUGAUUCCUCUUAGCCAGAGUCCACAAAUGUGUGCCACUUCUCUGUAAAGCACAAAGAAAACAGGACAGUCCCAGUUUACUAAACAGAACAAUGGAGCCCCAAGAAAACUGGAAUACAUCUGAGAAAUCAAAGUUGUUGCAGCCUGGGCCACCACCAUACCAGGACCAUUCUGGACACCCUCCUCCAGGGAGCUUCCCGAGCACCUCUGGGUAUCAAGCCCAGCAAUAUGGAGCUUCAGGACCAUACGGCCAAGGACCAUAUCCAGGUCAUCCUGCUGUUACCGUGCAGCCGGCAGUUUAUUUGACCAACAUUCCACUGGCCUAUCCACUGCCAGAUUACCUGUGCUACUCCAUCUUUACCAUGCUGUGCUGCUGUUUACCUCUGGGAAUUGUUGCUCUAAUUUACUCUAUCAAUACUCGGAAUGCCAACAUGUCCGGACAACAACAAAUAGCAGAGAACAACUCCAAAAUGGCGCUCACUGUGAACCAUAUUGCUCUUGGUAUUGGCCUUGCCCUCUUUGUGGUGUAUAUCGCCUGCGUCAUUGUGGUGUCUGUAAAUAGUCAGCAAGAAAUAACACCUCCAUAAUUGUCAUAGAUAUCAUAGUUGGACAACAGGAAUGAGGGCUUUCCAAAAAUAGCAUUAUAUAAUGCCACAAGUAUAAUUUUAUAACCACAUUGUGAUGUUUUUUAGAUUACAAACAUACUAUUGUGCAUUUUCGUAUGAUUGACUGUUUGAUCUGUCUGGCUAAUCUCUAAUGUAAAAUUAUUAAUGUAACUAAAACAUGCUUUAAAGUUGAUUAUCUUAUGUUUCAAAACAAUGUAAACUGUGACUGUCAAAGUAGAUAUUGAUAUUUGUUUUUUCCUCCUGUCUUUAGAUUAUAUUUAAUUAUAACUUUCAAUGACCAAAAACAAGUGCUCUUUUUCUUUUUUAUAACCAUUGAUGUUGUCAUCUAAAUACUCUCUAUUCAGAUACCCGAAUAAAUCAGUCUUAUGAGCCGGUUCUUAGAAAAUCAAAAACACAUACCGAAUUAAUCUAACUGACAUACUUAACCACAAUACCUUAGUUAUGUCCUAUUUGAAAUGAACUGAGGACUGUUAUUUAGCUAUUUGGAAUCCUAAAAAGAUGCAACUCACGGUUUUAGAAGUUCAAAGUCACUUAUAAUACACACACAUGGCCACGUUGAGCCCUUUAAAAGCCCACCGGCAACUAUAGUUGCCGCAGAGUAUAGUUGUCAUUUUCCUUUUGUAAGAAUUUUUCUAGAUGUUAUCCAUGUUUUAUGUUUCAAUGACAUGCAAGAAAACAACCAAAUAAAGGAUUUCAAGAAAAAAAAAGGGUAUUCACUUCCUUCCUGUCAAGGCUGUCAACUUCCUACACCUACUAAGCAUAGCGAAGGCAAACCCUCCCAAAGAAAAGUAAUUUUCAUGUUACUAAUAAGUAUUUUUUUGUUGACAUAUAUAUCUACACAAUCAUGAAGGUCUCUAGAAUCAUCCAAACAAAACAAAUCUUACAAGAGUUUUAUAGUUUUUUGUGUACAAGCGGCAACUAUAGUUACCGGUGGGCAAAUGACUUGUAAGUACAUAUAUCAUGGGGAAAUGGGGUAUACUGUGUUAAUAAGUUAAUAAAUCAAGGUUAUUGGUGUUUAGUGCUUUUUGCUUUCAUAAAAUCCCACCUAAAACAUAACUUAUCCCUUUAACUGACAGCUCUACUGUAUAGUAGACUGUAAUUUGAUAGUGAUGGACGCACUUCCUUUGCAUGUGAGAAAUGCGAUGUGGCCUUGCAUGUUGAGUGCUUGCAAACCACUAAAACUCUACCCAAGAGAGAUAGAAAAUGGGAGCGGGGAGGACACAUAUGACAUGAACUUCCCAUUAUGAAUGUCUUUUGAAAGAAAUUGUCUGUAUGCACUGUUAUUUUUGUCAUUUGUCAAAUAUUGAAAAAAAUGCCUUUAUAAUUGUGCAAAUGAAGUCCUUAACAAUGCA